AGAUAUCCGAUCGCCAGUGUCACCCGUUUCCCCGAUCUCCCGCGCUGGUUCAGACAGCCACUCAGAAAACACGCCGGUGUCCCCAAUCUCGCCCCAGACACCACACCCGCCAGCGCCACCACCAGCAUAUCAUGAAGCCGCUUAUCACGAACCAAUCUACCCACCCUCUAUGAUCCAGGAGGAGCCAGAGGAAAAUCUUGAUGAAACAGCACUCUUGCGCUUCAUAGAUCAUCUUAACGCCAUGCGACGUCAAAUUGAGGCACACUUGACCAUGCUCUACAACUCAAAGGACCAGCUCUAUCAACUCCAAAAGGAAAAGAAAGCUGCGGCCGAAGCUCGUAUGGGUGCAGCCAUGCCAGGUAGCGCACGCGAUAGUGGGAAAUACUUCUUCAGCAGUCCAGCACCUUCACGGGACCGAAGUCCAGAAGCCCAACCAGUGCCUCAGUCGAGAAGCUACUGGUCAUUUGUGCCAGAAGACGUUAGAGUAGACGAGAGGAGGAAGCGAAUUGAGGAGGGUCGGCAGCGGAAGUGGACGAAGAAGCGCUUCGACCCUACACGGUACCAGGAACUGUGCGUCAAGGCAUUGGCCGAGCUGUAGAAGUAACAGAGAAGUAUACAGUAAUGUAUAAUGAGUCAUAGAGCGGAGGAGAAGUAUCAGGAUCCACUUCACCAGAGAUACCCCCGGGCAUACUUGGGAUAGCAGUAGUGUGGGAACGCAUCAUAAUCUUGUAUAUUGUAUCAACAAUCACACUGU
Pseudocercospora fijiensis CIRAD86 is the source of this 754-nucleotide messenger RNA. RefSeq lists its product as uncharacterized. The coding region runs from base 242 to 598 and encodes 118 amino acids. The transcript has a single exon. The record is from RefSeq and is a predicted model, not a curated record. Lineage: Eukaryota; Fungi; Ascomycota; Dothideomycetes; Mycosphaerellales; Mycosphaerellaceae.